UAGGCAAAAAUUGAAAAAAAGGGAUGGAUCCUUAAGAGGAGAUUGUUUUUUCCCUCAAUCCAAAACUCGGAAGUGGGGAGUUACAUUCUUUUUUCAGGAGCUCUGCCAAGUGGCUACGAUAUGGCAGCAACUAUAAAGAUGAGCCUAUAUCAUCACACAAAAUGCUGAUGGUUUUUGCAAUGUGUCGGGACUGAGUCCUGCGCGUGCAACUGCAAAAUCCAUUACAACAGACAGAGAAGGUUGUAUAGCCUUCAAUACAUAUUUUGGGAAUGUUCGUUAAAAUGUUUAUUUCAGCUGUUCAGAAAUAUGAAUCAGAGAUCAUGGUUCAGAAGAGGGUGAGUAGAGAGAAACAUAAAGGGAGAGGUAGUGUUAGCAGCAGCUACGUAGUGUGCGUAAAAUAACACAUGCGCAGAACAAGAUCCGGAUCCUUAGCAUUGAGAAAUAUGUUUCUGGAGGGGCGAGGGCGAAAACUCCGUAUUCACAGCCACGACCUUUUUUGAAAUAAGACACAGACAGGUCAAGUCUGUCAUCAACCUCCUGUUUGCUGCCUACACCGGAGACGUCUCAGCACUAAGGAGGUCAAAUUUCCUCUGUUCUCCAUGGACAUGGAGCAGAGGGACUAUGACUCCAGGACGGCUUUACAUGUGGCAGCAGCAGAAGGACAUGCAGAGGUGGUGAGCUUCCUCUUGGAGGCGUGCAAAGUGAACCCCGUUCCCAUUGAUAGGUGGGAUAAGACCCCAAUGGAAGAGGUCUUGCAUUUUGGCCAUCACGACAUGGUCACCAUCCUCCAGGUCUAUCAAAACAAGUACAACCCACAAGAGGCCCCCAAGAAGGACAAGGAGACAGCAGAGAACAACCUGGGCGGUCUGCUGUAGUGUAGACAUCCAAGCCAGUUGACGCUGCUUUUGUAUCCUCUCUAAUAGACUGCUGUUUCUUUGGUGGGAUAAACACUUUUUGGAGUGACUUUUGUCAACUAUGUAUGAUGACUUUAUUUCUGAACUGUGUGUUUGAUUAAAUGUGUUUUACAUUUGUUAUACUCCUUUGUUUUACUGUAAGUGUUUUUCUUUACCUUUUGUUGUGCGCUUUGGUGACGGUGUUGCUUAUUUUUGCUGUAUCUUUCCUCUUUCGUCCUCUAACCUUUCCCUCACCGUGUGUGUGUGUGUGUGUGUGUGUGUGUGUGUGUGUGUGGUGAGUCCCAAAUCGAAGGGCAGAAUCUGAUUGAAUCUUUGUGACAUUGGUGUGCAAUAUAAAGUGAUAUUAUUAUACAUAUGCUGCUACAUGUAAAUUGUAUAUUUAUGUACUGCAUAAAGUAAAUAUAUGUAAUGAUAUCAAGUACCAAUACUUAAUCUAAUGGAAUGUAAUAGUUUAGCAGUUUGGUAUUUUUCCUGGAUGGCCACAAUGUGUAGUAAUCUUUGGCCAAACCAGGCACACUAGAGUCUAUGGAGCGAUAUGAUGUUGAAUCUGAAAAUCAGUUUAUGUUGGCACUAAUAUAACUCCAUAACAUUCUAGCUAUAUGUCUUGGUUAAUGCCUGGUUGGAAAACAUGAAAAAGACUGUAGCUCCUAAAGACAUGAUGGGCCACCACUUGGGUAGAAGCACUAUAUGGUCCUGGUAAACAAGUUUAGGAUGCCAAAUGUUACCAAACAUCCUACGCUUCCACUAGUCCCAGUCAAACUUAUCUUGACCUUUAUCAACCCUACUGCAUAUUCCCUUUAGCUUUCAUUUCAUUUUAUUGUACUUUGUUUGAGGCGGCACAAGACACUUUAAAACAAAUGUGUGUAUAUUUCUGGUCUAGUGUUCUUUUUUUGUAUUAUGAUUUUCUCAUAACAAUGAAAUUUUACUUCUCUAUUGCUCAAUACUGUAUGCUAUGUGCACACAGUUGUCUGUUGUAGAUCUGGAACCACUGACAGAAUAGGGGAGUAUCUGUGGCCACAUGAUAAAACACUAGUCUGGCAUCAGUAGUCUGCAAAUAGGAGGAAACCAGUUGGACCUGUACAUAAACAUAUGGCAGUUGACAUUAAUAUUAUCAAAAACUCAUCCUAGAUGUCUCACACUUUUUGAAUGAACUUGUGCCUUUGGCCAGGAUCUAAUUUUCUCACGGAGCUGGUGUGUAAAGGACCAUAUAAAAUCAUCUGAAUGAGGGUUAUUCAUGAUUCAGUGGGAUUAUAGCAUAGUUGAAUUCCAUUUCAUUUCCAAUGAGUUUAAGAAAUUAAUGGAAAGCCAUGUACUGAUUGUAUUUGCAUGUUAUGAAUCGCUACUUGAAUAUGUACAAAAACA
Molecule: messenger RNA, 2276 nt
Organism: Oncorhynchus mykiss (rainbow trout)
Lineage: Eukaryota; Metazoa; Chordata; Actinopteri; Salmoniformes; Salmonidae
Product: glutaminase kidney isoform, mitochondrial
Biological process (GO): L-glutamine catabolic process
Molecular function (GO): protein binding; glutaminase activity
Source: RefSeq, a predicted model, not a curated record